CCACGCGCCGGGAGGGAGGAGCCGGGCGCGCCACAGCCGGCGCGCGGAGUCCGAGCCGGUAGCCCGCGCCCUGCGGCCGGCGGCCGGCGGCGAUGAAGAUCUGGAGCUCGGAGCACGUGUUCGGCCACCCAUGGGACACCGUCAUCAAAGCUGCCAUGAGGAAGUACCCGAAUCCGAUGAACCCCUGUGUCGUGGGAGUUGACGUGCUAGAGCGCAGUGUGGACGGCCGGGGCCGGCUACACAGCCAUCGCCUCCUCAGCACCGAGUGGGGGCUGCCCGGCUUCGUGAAAGCGAUUUUGGGGACCAGUAGGACUUUGACAUACAUCAAAGAACAUUCUGUUGUGGAUCCAGUAGAGAAGAAAAUGGAACUUUGUUCCACCAAUAUCACACUCACAAACCUGGUGUCAGUGAACGAGAGGCUGGUGUACACGCCCCAUCCAGAGGACCCAGAAAUGACGGUGCUCACACAAGAAGCCAUCAUCACCGUGAAGGGGAUCAGCUUGGGCAGCUAUCUGGAAAGUCUGAUGGCCAAUACCAUAUCAUCCAAUGCGAAGAAGGGUCGCGAGGCCUUGGAGUGGGUGAUCGGCCGACUUAACACGGAGUUGGAGGGCCUGGCAGCCCCUGCCUGCGCCAGAGCGUGAAGCCCCCGCGGCGCCCAGGACCGGAGGAGCAGGCCCAGCAGCAGAAGCCAGAAUAUCAGAGUGUGAAAGGGAAUGGCUUUCUCCCAGCGUUCACAUAGAAGUUUCUCGGGGCCUAUGAUCCUGAGUUUGCGGCGAUCACAAACGCAGGAGAGUCCGGUCCGGCGGUGUGCGCCCCCCACCGCGCCCGGGCUGCCGUUUGCUGACAUUCCGCAGCUGGAACGCUGUUCUGCGUGCGCGCUGACUCUACUGACCAGACUUUAUCUUCUGCUGACCACAGACCUUAGAUUUAACUUAAGAUAUGGGUUUUUAAUUAUAUGCAUAACAUAAAGCAUCCCUGUUUCCUUUUAGUUUCUGAACAUGAAAUAGGGUACUUUUCCCCUUAUUGAUGUUUUAACUAAACCAACCGGUUUCGUUUUUAGAAGAGAAGGACUAUGGGGAGAAACUAGUUAUUUCGAUGAUGUCAUAUUAUUCACUUAUUUUAUUGCCCAAGCAUAGAAAUAAAUCCAGAAUCCUGCUGCCUUUCCUCCGUUUCCAGUGGUAUAUCCAUCCCUGUUACUGUGGCCCUUGAGUUCGGUAGGAAUAAAUUUGAACACACUAGUUACUGUGUCUACUCUUCAGCUACAGUAGAAGUUCCUGGGAUGCUGUUUCCUCUGGAAGUUGGGCUUUCUAGAGCACUGUGGGCACACAGGCCAACCUAUGAUAUUUGCAUUGGUCCUGCCUUCUGGUUAAGUAGCUAGUUCUAGAAGGUUCGUCCAGAAGCAGAGCCAGGUGCUCUCUGGAAACAGUUUCCCUCUUUGUAGAAGAGUGCUUGUACUACAUAUUCUUUGAAGACUGUUCUGCCCAUUUGGCAUUAGAACCAACAAUUAAAAACUGUAUCUGAUUUGAGCUGGUGGUUUUUUGGCUCCUAAAGAGUAGAUAGAUGCCUGCUUGCCUCUGGCAUUUUCUGUGCUCACAUUAAGGAAGGGUUAGGCAUACUUUGAUAUAGGAGUUAAUUGCUGGUUGUUUCUGUUGUGAACUUCAUCUUUUCACCCCAGAAGGGUCUUCCCUAGCAGCUCUCUCCUUAUGGCUGAGCCUUAGGGAAUGCCCGGCGUGUUUAGAACAGGUGCUCAUAGGUUCUGUUCACUUCAGGGUCCCAAGAAGGAGCAGGGUUACUUAUUUGGGUGACUUGGAAGCUGAGACAGGUACCCUUUGUGUGCCAGCUGUCAGAUUUAUAGGUAUGCAGCGGUACAUCUGGGCCAGUGUGGGACAACCGAGCUGCAGUUUCCUCAUCAGAAAACGCAGACGCCUAUACCAUCUCAAAGGAUGGAAGCAGGGAGCGGAUGGGCAGCACCUCAGUGCAGCCUGGUGGCACCUUGGCCAAUGGCGUCACCAUUAACUGCUGGCGCUGGCUGUCCCUUGGGGGGCACCACUGCGCGGGGCUGGAAUUGGGAACCCUGGGCCUCCUUAGUGGAACAUCCUUUUUUUGUCAUGCAUAUAUUUUAACUUUUUUUUUUUUUUUUAAGAUUUUACUUAUUUAUUUGACAGAGAUCACAAGUAGGCAGAGAGGCAGGCAGGGGGUGGAGUGGGGAAGCAGGCUCCCUGCUGAGCAGAGAGCCCGAUGUGGGGCUCAAUCCCAGGACCCUGGGAUCAUGACCUGAGCUGAAGGCAGAGGCUUAACCCACUGAGCCACCCAGGCGCCCCUUUUUUUUAACUUUUAUAAUCACUCUUAAGUGUUAACUGUUAAUGGUAAAAGAGGCAAGUGGGAGGACAUUCAUGAGUCCUAACUCGGGACUAAUUGGGAUUUCUAGACUUGACUGCUCAUUGUGAUCUAUGCUUGUCUUAGAUUAUAGGACAGCUUGCUUAGGGCAGGGGUUGGCAGACUCUUGCCUAUGAGCUAAGGAAAAUUUUUGCGUUUUUAAAGGGUUGUAAGUAAAGCCCCCCACACAGAAGAGGAUGCGGCAGAGACCCCGUGAGGUGACCAAGCCUAUUAUUUACUCUCUGGCCCUUAAAGCUGACCCUUUUCUUGGGGAUUCCACUGCAUCUCUCAGUCAGCAUGAAUGAAGCUGAAUUUGUUCCCUUUCACCCAGCUGCUUUCUGUUCCCCCCAUUGCUAAGUAGUGCUACUUCCAUUUUCCAAAUACAAAACCCGGGUUAUUUAAGACUUCUUCCUCCUGCUCUUUCUGUAGCCGUUUGGAAACCAAACAUUCCUUUGAAAGAUCUCUGGUCAGUUCUAUGCCUUCUCAUUUUCACUGUCACAAUUUGCUUUAGGUGUUUAUCACCUUAUCAUUCCUGGGAGGGCUGGCCACAUCCCACGUGGUCUCCUCCCACACUGAGCAGUGCAUGACCAGUGGGCUGCUGCAGAAUGUUCCACGAUGCUCUGUGACUUCCCAGGCCAGGUCCUAGGAGACACUGUGACUUGGACCUUGCUCGCUCGUGCAUCACCGGCUCUGGGGCAAGCCAGCUGUAGGGUCAUGAAUGAUAGGAGGAGCCGGACAAGGAGGUCCAUGGGUUAGGAGCUGUGAGAGGGAGCCAUGAGGGGGUGCCAUCUUGGAAAUGGAUCUUCUAGCCCCAGGGAAGCCUUGAACUGACUCUGGGCCCGGUGGACGUCUCGACUACAAGUACCUCAUGGGAUGGUAGGCCAGAACCACUCGGCUAAAGCUGCUCCUGAUUUUCUGAUCCAUGGAAACUUGUGAGAUAAUAAAUGUUUAUUGUUUCAA
Messenger RNA from Mustela lutreola (European mink), 3336 nucleotides. It is a transcript of the gene PRELID3A, whose product is annotated as PRELI domain containing 3A. Gene Ontology annotation, molecular function: phosphatidic acid transfer activity. The transcript has 7 exons. Gene Ontology annotation, biological process: phospholipid transport. Gene Ontology annotation, cellular component: mitochondrial intermembrane space. The coding region runs from base 93 to 641 and encodes 182 amino acids. The record is from RefSeq and is a predicted model, not a curated record. NCBI's taxonomy places the organism in Eukaryota, Metazoa, Chordata, Mammalia, Carnivora, Mustelidae.